Argentina anserina (silverweed cinquefoil) is the source of this 621-nucleotide messenger RNA. RefSeq lists its product as uncharacterized. The coding region runs from base 1 to 621 and encodes 206 amino acids. Lineage: Eukaryota; Viridiplantae; Streptophyta; Magnoliopsida; Rosales; Rosaceae. The record is from RefSeq and is a predicted model, not a curated record. The transcript has 2 exons.
AUGAAGAGUCUAGAGGAACAAGUAUUUAAUAUCUUCACCGACGAUAUUUAUCUUGUGAUUAGAGGGCAGAUGGUUUUUGAGAAUCAAUUCAUUGUAUCCAGCCAUAUUGAUUACGAGGAUUCAAGAAAUCUGACUCUUUACGUAACACAGUACGGUGUGGAGGAUAGGUAUUGGUUAGUUACCUACGUUGGCCGGCCAGAGGAUGAAGAUGGGGAUACUUAUACAUGUUCAUGCCAGCUGCUCGAAUCAGAUGGAGCAUGUAGGUAUGCAAAGUUAAUUGGCAUAGCUAAAAGAGCUUGUUACAAUAUGUCACUGACUAAUGAAGGUUUUGAGACCGGUGUUGGUGAGUUGAACAGUCUUGUAGGGAAACAUUAUGCUGCAACCCGUGUGAAAAAAGCAAGGCUUAACCUCGACGACAAUGAGAAUGUUGUGAUGGAUCCUGUUGGAUCUAGAACCAAAGGCACGCAUGGCCACAAAGCAGCAGAAGGUAAUGUUAACAGAAAUGAGGGAGUCCGAGAGGGUACUAGAUGCGGUGAGUGCCAUAAUCCUGGUCAUAAUAGGCGCACAUGUCCUGAUAUUGUGAAGGGGGAUGCAAGCAAAGGUCGAGACCGAAGGGCAUAA